Artibeus jamaicensis (Jamaican fruit-eating bat) is the source of this 6380-nucleotide messenger RNA. It is a transcript of the gene MAP9, whose product is annotated as microtubule associated protein 9. The record is from RefSeq and is a predicted model, not a curated record. NCBI's taxonomy places the organism in Eukaryota, Metazoa, Chordata, Mammalia, Chiroptera, Phyllostomidae. The transcript has 14 exons. Gene Ontology annotation, molecular function: microtubule binding. The coding region runs from base 216 to 2162 and encodes 648 amino acids. Gene Ontology annotation, biological process: mitotic spindle assembly; mitotic cytokinesis; regulation of mitotic cytokinesis. Gene Ontology annotation, cellular component: astral microtubule.
GUUUCCUAGCAACCGCCAACCACCUCCUUUUUUUGGUCCCGCCCCCUUGCUCGGUCCAGUUCCCGGUGUCCGAGAAUCGCCGAGGCCAGGCCCAGGGAAGAGGUUUUUCCUGAGUCCAGCCGCUCUCACUUCAGGCACCAUCAGUGAUUGAAUUGUUCCUAUCAUUUAUUAGCGAUUUUACAAAGGUAACAAGUAAAGAAAAAAUCCCAAACAUUAUGUCUGGUGAAGUUUUUAGCACAACUUUGGCAUACACAAAGAGUCCAAAAGUCACCAAAAGAACCACUUUCCAGGAUGAACUAAUAAAAGCAAUUACAGCUCGCUCGGCCAGACAAAGGAGUUCUGAAUACUCAGACGACUUUGACAGCGAUGAGAUUGUUUCCUUAGGUGAUUUUUCUGACACCUCCGUGGAUGAAAAUCCAGUUAAGAAAACAAUAAAUGAUUUCCACAUAUCAGAUGAUGAACAGAAGAAUUCUCCAAAACUGUCUUUUUUGAAAACCAAGAAGUCCAACUGUGAUAUGAUACAAGAUGAGCCCUCGCUGUCCAUCAAAAACGAUGAGGAGACAGCACCUAACGGUAGUGAACACGGGCUUGGAAAUCCAGUGUCCGAACCUCAAAAUGAAGACCAGCCAAUUGAAGAAGAGAAAAUCCAAAUCAAACCUAAACCCAGAAUUCUUUCCAUCAAAAACACAUCUUCAGACACCAGCAGCAGCCAGGAAGCAGAAAAACACUUCACACCUUUACCUCGGCCAAGGACCAUGUUGAAAAAACACAGCCUCAGGGAGGAAAAAGAAGGGAGAGGAGAAGAGAAAGAAACUGCCCUCCAUGAAGAAUUAGAGGUGCAUGCUGUGCCUUUGUCCCUCCCGGGGCCAAGUGACAGACAACCAGAAGAUGAGAAAAAAGCGAUCUCUGAAAACCUUGAUGCUGAGCAGGAUCCAUGGUUAACAAGUUUAUCAUCAUCGUCCCUCAAAGAAAGUCUUGGAGAUUCCUUUUCACCAGGAUCUGAGGAAAAAACAUCUAUAAAAGAUCAGAAUGAAGAAUUCACUGAAAACCACCGAUCCCUGGCAUCAGCUGAAAAUGAAGAGAAUUCAUUUCUGAUAGACUUUGUUACCACUGCACUUGAGAAAUCCACAGAAGGGGAAGUGACUGCUGGUGACCUUGAAGAAGAAAAGGAGAAAGCUGGACUGAUUAUGAAUGAUGACUUAACAAUUGAUGAUCUACAACUAUCUGAACGUAACUUAAGGUCUACCAGUGCAACUGAGUCUGCAAAGAAAACAAUUGAAGAUAUAAAUAUGAAGAAUAAAAAGUCAACAAGUAACCGAGCAUCCAGUGCCUCAGGCAGAUUAAUGACCUCUGAGUAUUUAAAGAAUUCUACUUCUAUAAGGAGGACUCCAUCAAAAACUACCUCUUCUCAGUACUUAGGCACUUUGAAAAUUUUGGACCAAAGGCCCUCACAGAAACAGAACAUGGAACCCGACAGAGCUGAUAACAUACGGGCAGCUGUGUAUCAGGAGUGGUUAGAAAAGAAAAAUGCAUCUAUACAUGAAAAGCACAGAAUUAAAAGGAUUGAAAGUGAAAACUUAAGGAUCCAAAAUGAACAGAAAAGAGCUGCUAAGAGAGAAGAAGCCUUAGCAUCAUUUGAGGCCUGGAAGGCUAUGAAAGAAAAGGAAGCUAAGAAAAUAGCUGCGAAAAAAAGGCUUGAGGAAAAAAACAAGAAGAAAACUGAAGAAGAAAAUGCCGCAAGAAAAGAAGAAGCACAACAAGCUUUUGAAAGAUGGAAGGAAAAAAAGAUGGAAUAUCUUAAAGAGAAAAAUAAAAAGGAGAAAGAAUAUGAGAGAGCAAAGAAGCAGAAGGAGGAGGAAAGUGUUGCUGAGAAAAGGAAAGACAACCUAACUGCGGUGGAAAAAUGGAGUGAAAAAAAAGAAGCUUUUUUCAAAGAGAAGAGAAAAGAGAAAAUAAGUGAGAAAAGAAAAGAAGAACUGAAAAGAACUGAGAAAAAAGAUAAAGAUAGACAAGCCAUUGAUGAAUAUGAAAAAUGGCUGGAAAAGAAAGAAAGGCAGGAAAGAAUUGAACGGAAAGGAAAGAAACGCCACUCCUUUCUUGAAAACGAGGCACUUCCUCCAUGGAACCCUCCAAGCAGAACUGUGUUCUCAAAAGUGUUUUGAUAGUUCUACUUCCUACGUUAGUUAGCUCCUGAUUCAAGAGUGUUAGCCAUAUGUUUAAAACUAUUUAUUCAGUUAUUUAUAGUUAGAAGAGCAUACUUUAAUUAAAUGCCAGUCAUUUCUGCUGAUCAUGAAAAAGAUGCUUUGGCACUUAAUCAGUGAAAGCACUGAAAGCAGAUCCUGAACUGCAGAUCAGCUGCCGGAAGUGAAGGCUAAUCGUCGGACUGCUCUUACCUUGAAAACAGAUAACCCUUUACCAAGCCCCGGUGAUUCUUACAGUCAGGUGAUCAGUGGUCACUUUCACUGUGCUCUCUGUGUUAUUUAAGUGUGUUUAUUCCCAAUAAUUAUUAAAAAACAUCUAGGUACAAUAAUUAUAGAAAAAAAUGAAUGUAUAUAUGAUUGUGCAUCUAGAUUCAAGCCUUUAAAUGAACAGUUGCUGGGGACUGGCAUGUAGUAUUCUAAAAUUGAUCUUUAGCUAAAAGCAGUUGGAUUUGCACUGUGCAAGCUAGCAUUUUGGUCAAAUGAGGCAGUAGUUCAGUAAGACACUAAUCAUUGAGACGUUUUGUUUAAUAAUUCUGCCUUAUGUUUAAUACGAAUGACCCUUAUCUGUUCUAGACUUACAUGACAAUCAUAGGCACUUUAUAAUGAGCAGACCUCUGAAAUUUGUCUUUUUAAAUUCAAUCUUUUUUAUUUCAGUGAUACCAAAAAAUAUCCAUUCCAUGGUAGUGAUAUACUUAUGCAUUAGUUAGGGAAGUUCCACAAAGUUCAAGGUCAUUAUCACUAUUAUUAUUUUCUAGACUAAAGCCAUAAAUGUGAUAAAGGCAAUUUUUGCCCUCUUAACUAAUCCAGAGUCUUAUAGUUUUUAUUUGGAAGACAGCUGUAUGGAAAGGAGUUUGUGGAAAAUGUCUACACAAUUUUAUUUAUUUAGAUCUCUGCAUAUGCUUGUGGUAAUUGAACUCAUACUUGAACUGGUCGGCUAGUUUAUCACAGACCAAGUGAAUGCUCUCAGAGUUAAAAUGCUACAUUGGCCAAUGUGCGAUGCAAUGAGGGAUGAUAAUAAGCAGUUACUAUUUAUUAAGCACCUGUUGUAUCCUCUCUGCUGGGUUUUUACUAACGUUAUUUCUCAUCUUUAUAUCUACUAUUCAGGGUAGAUAUUAUUAGCCUCAUUUUGCAGAUAAAAAUACUGAGACUCAGAGACAUCGAAUAACUUGCCACACAUGUAGCAUGUGCCUGCGUUAGGAUUAGAUAGAACUGGUUAAGUCCUCCUCCCUCCAGAAUCCACAUGCUUGUUUCAUGCUCUCAUGUGGCCUCCGACAAUUGUGAAGACCUCUGUUCCGUAUCAAUCUCACACACACAUUUUACCUCUCAGAUCCUACAACCAUGCAUUAUUAUCCACAGAUUACCUUUUCCUUAAGAAAUAGCUGUUUGUUAGUAGAGGUGGUGGAUCUCAUUAGAGCGGUGAAAUGGAAAGGGAAUUCAUAAUAUUUAAGGAGUUAGUCAAAUGCCUUGUAUCCAGGGUUAGAAUGUUAGACAAACCUAGUGGUCAGGUACUGUAGGCUUCGAUGGAGUCACUCAGGAGCUUCACAAUCUGAGAGUCACCCUUGCUGCAGUGCAGGUUCAAGAUGGGGAAGAUGUCAUGGGUCCCUUUGUAGGGUUGCAUCAGUGCUAUAGAUAAAGGACAUUUUAUAAACACAACUAGAAGCUUUUCUAUGCUGCCUGAACUAAGAGAAUAAUUCAUGAAAUCGACGUUAUUGCCAGCAACAAGUAUUAUCAGCAUGGGAUGUAGUGCCUCUCUCAUUCAUCCAUGGGUCCCCCGUAUAGUCCCAAACACAGUGCCGACCAGAAUAGAUUGUUAAGUGCUUAUUGGAUUGAAUUAGCUGUUUGUAGCUAAAAUGAUACUUGUGAAUUCCAGGGAAGUAAAAGGAAAAAUAGGAAAAAAGGCUGUAAGAUCAUAAAUGUGCGUUACAGAUUUCACAUUAAAAUAUUUACUUAAACUUCCUGAUCAUUCUACAUUAUCAUAGUUAGUGGGUUACUGUUAUCACCUGUUAUUUCUCAGAACUAAAAUGAAAUUAAUGUAAAGCAUAUGGCACACAGUGAGUUAAUAAAUGUUCAUUAUUCUUAUUUAUUAUCAUGAGCCUACCAUUUCCCCGCUGCGUGUAGGUUACACAGAUGGGGUUGUUAGUGGUGGACCUCACACUUUUUCAGCAGACAGUCAAGAAGAAAUCUGCCUGGCACUCAAAAGAGAAUAUGGAGGUGACCUGUAUUAGAGACAUCCUAAAAAGAAAUCUAAAUACUAAUUUCUUAGCAUUGGUAGGAUGAAAAGGAAAACUAAGAUGUUUGCAAACAUCAAACAAUUCAUUUCCUUCCAAAGGGGAUUUUUGUCUUACUUUGAUUAAAAAAAUGUACAUAUAUUAUUUUCUGUUUACAUCAACUGGUGCUGAUUCAGUUAUCUAGUUGAAUGAAAACUACUCCUGCAGCAGAAAUAAAGCUGACUUUUGGGAGCUGGGUGAAAGUCCAGUACUAUCUUUGCCACUUGAGAUCCCAAGGGGAGAAUCAAGCCUGGUAAUAAUCUCUUUAAUACAUUGUCUAAGGAAUAUGGUUUCCCUGUAUUUCCUUUAAAAAUAUCAGUGUACGUCAGCGAUUUUCAACCAGUGUUCCACAAGAAUUUUAAAACACAUUAAUACCUGACUAUUUAUUCAAAGGAAAUGACCUCUUUUUCCAUAAAUUGUCAAAUAAAAAUGGCAACAACCAACACAAUAGCCACGAAGUGAGAAUGAAUCAAAAUUAUACCAUUUUUUUGUUAUCAGCAAAAAUAUUUAUAUUUUUUGAUGUGCCACAGAAUUUUAGUAAGUACGUGUAACAUGAGAUGAAAAAGGUUGAAAAUCACCAAUGUAGAUAUUUGCUCAUUAAGUUUUUAUUAAUUUAUAAUAUAAAGGAAUUUUAAUUUGAAUUAAGAACAUACAUAAACUUCUAGUUUUAUAAAUUGUAGUAUCAUUUGAAGAAUGCUGAUAAUUCAAAGAAAAUAGAAAAUUUAAUGAAUAUGUGAAAAUAUUUCUCUAGGAAUUUAAAUAUAAUACUAAAAGUAAUUAUGCAGAACUUAAGUUUCAUAAUAACCAAGAAAAUAGUAAUGUUACAUAAAUAAACAAACAAUAUAGCAUUUUUGAUCAGAAGGUUAAAGUUUCCUAAAUGAAAGAAAAUAACCAUUCAGAGAUAACAGUAUUUCAUUGGUCUGUAAUGUGUCACAUUUUGAAAAUGUUAGUAGUGCACUUGUUGGUUUAAAUAGUAUUGAAACUGAUGUUUUUUCACUGGUGCCAAAGCAGUACCUGAUAAUAAUUAGGUAUCUACAGUUAUAUAAACCUUAAAGUAAUAUAACUAUUCAUCCAAAAGGGACUUUAAUAACUUAAUAAACCUGGCCAAACUCUGUUUUUCUAAAUUGAAGAAACUGAUGCCCAAGACUUUGACUUGCCCAAGCUCAUAUAAAAAGUCUAAGAAAUCUGGAGUUAGAACUCAGGUACCAAGUUUCCUACUUGUCCUCUGCCCACCAUCCCACAAUUCUGAUAAUCUGCCGAACCUUUACACGUACACUUGUCUGUGUAACUGUGCUCAUGGGUGGAUUUUUAUCCUCUCAGAUGUUUCCUUAUUUUCCCAUUGCCUCUCCCAUAACUAUCAGCAGAUCAAACCUGUUUAGGCACCUACCCUACCACUUACAAUAUGAGGAAAUUUUAAAGUUUUAUAAGUCCUGACUCUUGGGCUAAGAUACAACAGAGAAAAGGAAUUUCACAAAAUGGGAAAAAAUGGGAAAAAAUGCAUGUUAGUCAAAAUUUCUAAGAGUAAACUAGUACAGGAUACAUAUUCCUGAUUUAAUCUUGGCUGAUUUCUGUAGUGCUAUAUUAAAACACACUUAAACCUAUAAGCUCCCAUUCUGCUAAAAGCAAAAAUGUCAAUUGUUCUGCCUCCUAAGUACAUUGGCUGACAGAAUAGUAAAUGCUAUGUAAAUGCUCAACUGGAGACCUGGAUUCUGUUCAUUUAAAAUUUUAUGUAAUUUGAUUAUUUUGAAGCAUAUAUUUUACAAGUAAUUGUAUGAUGUUAACUUGGGUGAACUGAAAUUUUGGUGUUGAAUGUGGGGUGUCUAAGAGUUACUUGAAGAGAUGUGUUUAAUGUCUGCUUUCUCCUAGCAUAUUUUCAUGUGGUGCUUAAUUAAAGUACAGCAUUCAAGAUUUA